ACGAAUUCAAAGAAAGCGAUUGGCAGUGAUAGUAAAAGUUAUAAAACUAGCAGUGAAGUGCAUAGUAAAAUAGGAAAGAAAAAGCAACAAAAAGGUGUCCCACAAAAGUGGAAAAUCAAAACAAGAUGACGGUGACGACGAUGGCAACAACCACGAUGGCAGCAGUUUGGAAGGAGGCUAAUAGCAAGCAUGCCUUCGGAAUCGCGAAGUGCAAUUUCGAUCAGGAAGAAAAGCCACACCGCUUGAGUCUCGAUGUAGGCGAUACGGUUGUAGUACUAAAGGAGACAACACAUUGGUAUUAUGGCUAUAAGCAGAGAUAUAAAGAUCAGCGCGGCAUAUUUCCGAAAUCCUACAUACAUUUGUGCGAUUACACAAUCAUCAACGACGAGUAUUGUAUCAAGCGUACCGAGAUCGUUGAGGAAAUCACCAAAGUUCUAUUGGAGUGGGGUUCCAUAUUGAAGCAGUAUUUUUUGGUCACUCAUCGCGACUUCAAUUCUAUACGCACAAAAAUGAUCGAGUUAAAUAAUAAUCGCGCAUUGCUCAUAUCGGGAAAUUUGCCACUUGACGAGAUGCGAAAAGUGAAGCUGAUGGCCACAUCGCAAAUCGACACAGGAAACAGUCUGUUGGGCUUGGAUAUGGUGGUGCGCGACGAGAAUGGCGACAUACUGGAUACAAAUACGAUAUGCACAACAGAAUUGUAUGAGCAUCAUAUGAAUGCGGUGAAUCGCAUUAUUAAAGCGAAUCGCCCGCAAACUAUUCAACGUUCCCCGCGUCCCCUCAACAAAUACUCGCACAAUAUCCUGCUGCAUGUAAACGCAUUCGUCUGCAAGUUCCAAGAGGACUCAGACCUCCUCUUCACACUAUUCGACGGCGAAUCACAUAAGCCGAUAAGCGAAAAUUAUGUUGUGAAAUGGUCGCGUACGGGCAUCGCACGCGACAUCGAUCAAUUCGACAAUAAUCGCGUACUAUUCACAGAUCUCAGCAAAAACGAUCUGAGUAUCUCGAAAAUGUACCUCGUCUGCUAUGCGAUACGCAUAGGUGCCAUGGAAAUGAAGGAGAACGAUUCGAAGCGCGCCAGCAUAACCACUGCCAUGUUGACACCCUCAAGCAAGAAACACUCGCAACUUUCGAUAAGUUCGAGUGGCUCGUUCAACAACACUGAGUACAUAAUGCGGCGUCCAUUUGGUGUCGCCUGCAAAGAUCUCACACCGAUACUGCAUAAACCGGAGGAUUUUCGUGGCAAUUUGGAUUUGCCGUUUAUGCUGUGCGAGAAGGAUACGCUGGAUGGGACGCUGCGCAAGCUGAUCGCCAACAAGGAUAUUGGCAAGAUCGACUCCAAAAUGGCGGUUACCAUUGAGGUGUUGCAGGGCGACAUCAAGCAAAUUAAGGAGGAUUUUCCGCGACUACUGCACACAAAUGUGCCGCUGGCGCGCAAAAUGGGCUUUCCCGAGGUUAUAUUGCCUGGCGAUGUACGCAAUGAUCUGUAUUUGACAAUAUGCGGUGGGGAAUUCGCGCGCAUUGCGAAGACCUCGGAGAAGAAUGUCGAAGUGACGGUGUAUGUGUGCAAUGAACAGGGGCAGGUUGUGCCUGGCGUGAUGAGCAUUGGCGCGGGACAUCCACCCAUUGACGAGUACAAGUCGGUGGUGUACUAUCACGACGAUAAGCCCAAGUGGCUGGAAACAUUCAAGAUACAUGUGCCUAUUGACGAAUUCAAGCAGUGUCAUUUGAAAUUCCUCUUCAAACAUCGAAGCUCCAACGAGCAGAAGGACAAAUCCGAGAAGCCAUUCGGGCUGUCGUAUGUGAAAUUAAUGCAGGACAAUGGCACGACAAUAUUGCAAGGACAACACAAUCUGGCUGUGUACAAGAUCGAUCACAAAAAGUAUGAUAAGAAUAACGCCAAUAUUUACAUGGACUUACCAACGCUUGGUGAAUUGCUGGGCACCAAGCCGUCGCUGGGCGGUCUAACCUUGCUGCCCAAAGAUCAGCUGGCAAUUUGCGUUAAUCUAUGCAGCACGAAAUUGACACAAAGCGUGAGCCUACUUGGUUUGCUCAAUUGGUCGGCGCACAAAGAAACGCUGGAGGAGUCACUGAACGCCUUAUCAAAUGUGCCCGGCGAGGAGGUGGUGAAAUUUCUGCAAGACAUACUCGAUGCCUUAUUCAACAUUUUGGUUGAAAAUGACGAUCCUGCACGUUACGAUCAGCUGGUUUUCAUGAGUAUUAUACAUCUUAUUGAGACAGUAUCCGAUCUGAAAUAUCAACAUUUUCUCACCGUUUUGGAUGUGUACAUAAAUGAGAGCUUCUCAGCGACGCUGGCCUAUGACAAACUAAUUGAUGUGCUGCAACGUAAUAUCAGAGAAGCCAUUGAGCCCACUGAAAAGUUUGCAGAUGGUAUUGAAAUUGAGGAGCGCGUGGAGGUGAAACGGCUUUACAAGACCACCAGAUAUUUGCAUUAUGUUAUGAAAUUCGUCAUACGUUCACGUGUGCUCUUCGCGGCGAUCAACGGCAACUCGGAUUACGAUGAUUUCGCAAAUAAACUGCAUGAACUACUGGAGAUGUUCAUAAAAAUGAUUGCCUGCCCUACGGAUUUGUUAAAAUCUGAGGGAGCACUGCUGAAAAACUUGCACAUCAUUGCCACCGAUUUAAUGAUGGUAUUCGACGAGGUGCGCUUAAGCAAUGUGAUUGUCAAUAUUUUGCGUCAGUUCCCGCCACGCCGCUUGACCCAGUCGAAAAUGGGUUGCAUCAAGGACUUUGUGGAUUCCAAAUUGUUCCUCUCGCCCGAUUGUCGCGCCGUUCUGCUACCCGUCUUUUGCAAUCACAUUAAGGACCGCAUUGAGAGCAAAGAAGAGGGUGACUCGAAAUCCGAUAUUUGGCAACAAGAAAAGAAUCUCUCGAAAGCAGCAAAAGUCCUCGGACAAUUAAAAUCACACCUGCACACACGUGAAACAACUGCCAAACAAAAGGUAAAAAUAAUAAACUUACUACAGCCGCAAUAAAUACAAAUAGAAAAAAGAUUACAAAAUUAUAAUUUGAGCACGUAAAGGCGUAUGUACAUAUGUACGUGUUACCUGUAUUUUCGCACAAAUGGAGUAUGAAGCAGCAAACGUAUGUAACACAGCAAGCGCGAUGGGUGAGGUGAAUGUAUGGGGGGUUUUUUUUUUUUUAAUUUUCCAGCGUGGAUGCCUCAAUUCGGUUUGCUUUUGUUUUGUAAUACAUACAUACAUCCCACAUCUACAUGUAUUAAAAAAAAAAAAAACACUUUGAUCUGUUAGUACCCCUACCAGAACAGACUGGGUAAAUACCAGAGUUAAUACCCAUUAUUUAUGGGUAGUUUACCUCGUAAAAAUAAUACCGUAUACUAUUGUGCAUUUUAAUGUACGUGUGAAUUUCUCUACACUUCUAACCGAGUGUAAAAAUGUAUGGAUUAAUACCAAAAUCGAACAAUAAAGGAGUAAUGAAUAACUUGUUUAACCAUUUGGCGCGUUAAGCGAGGCAUUUUUUUUUCUCCAAAAAUUGUAUUAUUCCAUGCUUAUUGAAUCCGUUUUGAAGUAUUUAACGAGUUGACGAAUAUAGGAAGAUGACUUCCUUUGUUUGUCGUUUCGGAGGUCAAAAAGGCUCAAAAGAAUAUUUCCGUUCUGUCUUCCGUUAGGAGCUCAAAAGGAGUGCGUCUCGCCCGUAAGGACAUGCACUGUUAAAAAGGAGUAUAAAAUGCACAUGGAUCGGAGAUUUGUGUAGUAAUCCAUUGCACGCGAAUAAGCGAUCUAAAAUUAAUAUUUGGAUGAUCUAAUUUUUUUUUACUGAGAAUGUUCGUGUUGGAAACUUUCGACUUAAUAUGUUCUGGUAGGGUACUUCGCAUCGAAAUAUCUAAGCCUGUUAAUUAAAGUAGCUUGUAUUACUAAGCAGGUUUGACCAUUAAUUAAAAAAAUAAUAAGUUUCCUUUGCAAAAUUUUAUAUUUUUAUUAAGCUUCUAUUAGGUGCAACUUAAACUACACCUGUGGCUAGUUAAUCGUUAAAAUAUUGUUUGAGAACCCUAUGAAAUAGCGCUUUAAUUGACGGGCACAGAUAUAGUUAGGUUUAUGUCAGUUCGUUUGUUCAUUUGUUGCCACAACGCUUCCAGAUGUAUACAGAAAACAUUGUAUGUAGAGUUUGGUAUUUAUUUGUAAAAUGUAAAGCCUGGGCAGGAUAUGUUUUAUUGUUUUGCUUUUUAAGCUAUAUUCUUAUACUACUUGCUUAUUUUGGAGAACAGAGAGUACACGGCUUACUACUUAAGUAUGAAAUAUUGUAACAUCUGUCAGAUUUGACAUUGUCGCUUUCGUUUUGAAAAUUUUCAACACCUGAGAAGCAACCCUGGUAAUCACUGCUCUUGUGUUUUUAAUUUACUUAAAUACUUAGGCCUUCAGAAAUAUUUGCAUAUACUCGCAAAUACAAUCAGCAAGCAUCGUUUACAUAAAUAUAUGAUACAUUCUAUACUUUCUGCUCUUGGCUUUUCGUUUAAGCUUUGCUUAUAUAUUUUGACAUAUGUAUGUAAUUUGAUUUAGUUAAUUUUAGGCUUACCUGGUAAUUGCGCUUAACUUUCAUUUGGGCAACGACUAUUCUAGUAAUUUAUUUUUCAAGAAAUCAAAACUUUUAACUCAAUAUUCACUAGAACUUCCAUAAUGCCGGAUUUCCACUUCGAAUUAAAUGGCAAAAGUUUUACUUGCAAUAAAAGUUGUCAUUAAGUUUGUUUCUUGUCAUUUCAAUGCCUAGUGGAAAUUCAUUGCAACUCGAAAUAUCAAUACACAUUUGUUAUGCAGUCAAUACAAUAAAAAGCUAAUUUUUUUCAAAUUAAGCUGAUCUAUGCUUAAUGCCACACGUAUCCGAAUAUCUAUAAAUCUUUUGACCGGUUUAGCCUCUGAUUGCUACCUUAAAAGUAAAUAUGUAAUUAAAACAUAUUUAGGGAAAAAACAUAAACAAAAAGAAGGAAUUUCAAAUAAAAAAAUUAUACGAUUAUUUCUAAGGCUGUUAAAAUGUGACAAUUUUUUCAGAUAUAAAUUCCAUUUGACCAACGAACGAUUGAUACACGCUUGUAAUCCAUAAAAUUUCUUUCCGGGUAUUUCACAGUAUAAACUCGAGUAAUUUCUUCCAAUUCUUUGUUGACAUUUCGCCUAACUUUUUUUUGAACUAAACUAUGGUUGUGUUUGACGCAUCGCUAUUUUGGUUCGGAUGGAGUGAAAAAACUUCUUCAAUAUUACAAUGCUCAUUUAGCGAUAGAAACGGCAUCACAUUCAGCGUGAAAGGCCGAUGGCGUGUCUUCGGGCAAAUCACAAAAGCGACAAAGAUUGUUCGGGGAUGAUCGAAUGGGGCUGUAAGUAAAAUUUUUUCUUUAAACUGACUGGGAGUGGAAAUAUCCUAAUACUAUAUCCUCCCACUAGGCACGUAUUCUGCAGGAGCUCUGUUGUUGUUGUUUUUGUUGUAGCAGCAUACAAAUUCCCCAAAGACUUUUUGGGGAGUGUU
Messenger RNA from Rhagoletis zephyria (snowberry fruit fly), 5490 nucleotides. RefSeq names its product dedicator of cytokinesis protein 1-like. Gene Ontology annotation, cellular component: plasma membrane; cytoplasm. The record is from RefSeq and is a predicted model, not a curated record. NCBI's taxonomy places the organism in Eukaryota, Metazoa, Arthropoda, Insecta, Diptera, Tephritidae. Gene Ontology annotation, molecular function: small GTPase binding; guanyl-nucleotide exchange factor activity. Gene Ontology annotation, biological process: myoblast fusion; small GTPase-mediated signal transduction; cell migration.